Suncus etruscus (white-toothed pygmy shrew) is the source of this 3922-nucleotide messenger RNA. It is a transcript of the gene ACSL1, whose product is annotated as acyl-CoA synthetase long chain family member 1. The coding region runs from base 315 to 2411 and encodes 698 amino acids. Gene Ontology annotation, molecular function: arachidonate-CoA ligase activity. NCBI's taxonomy places the organism in Eukaryota, Metazoa, Chordata, Mammalia, Eulipotyphla, Soricidae. Gene Ontology annotation, cellular component: endoplasmic reticulum; membrane. Gene Ontology annotation, biological process: long-chain fatty-acyl-CoA biosynthetic process; long-chain fatty acid metabolic process; very long-chain fatty acid metabolic process. The record is from RefSeq and is a predicted model, not a curated record. The transcript is spliced from 21 exons.
UGCCCGUGGGUGGAGUGAUGGGGUGACUCUGCUCCCCGCUGUUCAUUGGCUCAUCCUCCACCCUCUGCUCCCCUGGGAAGUCAAGUCUGAAUUUUGUCUGCUAGUUACCUUUAGCCCAGUGGGCAGGAGAGCAGACCUGGCAUGUGACUGAUGCCCGGAGAGACCUUGGCAGUCGGGAUAAGCGCCAGCUGAGCUAGUCCAACCCCACCCACCCCCACCCGGUGCCUGUGCAGCUCCUGCAGCCAUGUGUCAUCCAGCAGUCAGCUGUUGAGGACACAGAUGAAGUCAACGUAGAGAACUACCCGCCCCAGAUCAUGCAAGCUAACGAGCUGUUGCGGUAUUUCCGAAUGCCAGACCUGGUGGACUUUCGGCAGUAUAUCCGCACUGUUCCACCGCACACACUCGUGGGCUUUGGUGCCUUUGCCGCCUUCACCACUUUCUGGUACGCCACGAGACCCAAGCCUGUGAAGCCGCCAUGUAAUCUCUCCAUGCAGUCGGUGGAAGUAGCGGGUAGUGGAGGUGCACGGCGGUCCGCCAUCCUUUCCAGCGAUGAGCCCCUGGUAUACUUCUACGAUGACGUCAGGACACUGUAUGAAGGUUUCCAGAGGGGUCUGCUGGUGUCAAAUAAUGGCCCGUGCCUAGGCUCUCGGAAACCAAACCAACCCUAUGAAUGGCUUUCCUACAAAGAGGUUGCAGAAUUGUCAGAGUGUGUAGGCUCAGCACUACUCCAGAAGGGCUUCAAGGCUUCCUCGGAUCAAUUCAUCGGCAUUUUUUCCCAAAACAGACCUGAGUGGGUGAUCAUUGAACUGGGAUGCUUUGCAUUUUCAAUGGUGGCUGUUCCCCUCUACGAUACCCUUGGAACUGAAGCAAUCACCUAUAUUGUCAACAAAGCUGAACUCUCCUUGGUGUUUGUGGACAAACCAGAGAAGGCCAAACUUUUAUUAGAUGGUGUAGAAAAUAAAUUGACACCAGGCCUUAAAACUAUAGUGCUCAUGGAGCAUAGUUCCAGUGAUGUGUUUGAACAAGGCAAGAAGCUUGGGGUGGAAAUGAUGACUCUGAAGGCAUUUCAGGACCUGGGAAGAGCCAACCGACAGAAGCCCAAGCCUCCAAAGCCUGAAGAUUUGGCCGUGAUUUGUUUCACAAGUGGAACUACAGGCAACCCUAAAGGAGCACUCAUCACUCACCGGAAUAUAGUGAGCGACUGUUCAGCUUUCGUGAAAGUGACAGAGACAAUACUCCUUCCUUCUCCAGCUGAUACUUUGAUCUCUUUCUUGCCACUCGCUCAUAUGUUUGAGAGAGUUGUAGAGUGUGUAAUGCUAUGUCAUGGAGCUAAAAUAGGAUUUUUCCAAGGAGAUAUCAGGCUGCUGAUGGAUGACCUCAAGGUGCUGCAACCCACUAUCUUUCCCGUGGUUCCAAGGCUGCUGAACCGGAUGUUUGACCGAAUUUUUAGCCAAGCAAACAGCACAGUGAAGCGGUGGAUGUUGGACUUUGCCUCCAAAAGGAAGGAAGCUGAGCUCCGCAGUGGCAUCGUCCGAAACAACAGCUUGUGGGAUAAACUCAUCUUCAAAAAAAUUCAGUCGAGUCUAGGAGGAAAAGUGCGGCUGAUGAUUACCGGUGCCGCUCCUGUAUCUGCCACUGUGCUGACCUUCCUUCGAGCAGCGCUUGGAUGCCAGUUCUACGAGGGCUAUGGACAGACGGAGUGCACUGCCGGCUGCUGCCUGACCAUUCCUGGAGACUGGACUGCAGGCCACGUUGGCGCCCCGAUGCCUUGCAAUGCCAUCAAACUUGUGGAUGUAGAAGAAAUGAAUUACAUGGCAGCCAAGGGGGAGGGAGAGGUUUGUGUUAAAGGGGCAAACGUAUUUCAAGGCUACUUGAAGGACCCAAGCAAAACAGCGGAAGCUCUGGAUAAAGAUGGCUGGUUGCACACAGGGGACAUCGGGAAAUGGUUACCAAAUGGCACCUUGAAGAUUAUUGACCGGAAAAAACACAUAUUUAAACUGGCACAAGGAGAAUAUAUAGCACCUGAAAAGAUUGAGAAUAUCUACGUGCGAAGCGAGCCAGUGGCUCAAGUGUUUGUCUAUGGGGAGAGCUUGCAGGCAUUUCUCAUAGGGAUUGUGGUGCCAGAUCCUGAGGCGUUGAGCCCCUGGGCCAAGAAGAAAGGAAUCAUUGGGUCUUUCGAAGAGCUAUGCAGGAAUAAGGAUGUCAGUAAAGCUAUCCUGGAAGACAUGGUGAGACUUGGCAAAGAAUCCGGUCUAAAACCAUUUGAACAGGUCAAAGGUAUUACUCUCCACAAUGAACUCUUUUCUGUGGAGAAUGGCCUUCUGACUCCCACAAUGAAAGCCAAGAGGCCAGAGCUGCGGAAGUAUUUCAGGUCACAGAUAGAUGAACUGUACGCCACCAUCAAAGUCUAACACCGAGGGUGCAGGCGCCGGAAAAACCAUCCACCUCUACACCCUUCGACCGAUGGCCUUGGUGUUGGUAAUUCUGAUGACAGCAAGCAUAGGAAAGGAACUGUCUGUGUCGACUUGUCCAUUCAGGGUUCUUGUCCUAGGAAUAUUAGAGGAAACGGAACACUGCCUUAUAAAGCCACCUCGCGUUGCAGACCAUGUUUAUUUAUGGUGACCCAUAAUUUCCCAAAAUGAGCCUUAAAAAAUUGUAAAGGGGAAAACUGUAAAUGUGCUAAGUUAUUUGAGACUUCCUCAGUUUCAAAGGCGGGUGUUAAACCUUCUGUCUCCUGUUUUUCUAACCAAGAGGUUAGGACUUGGCUAUUUCUGAGAUGUCUGCUACUUGCUGCAAAGCCUGCUCUUAACUGCUGCUCUAGGGAAGACAGUGCACCAGAGGGACACUUUCCCUUCAGACACAGGAACAGCUGUCCCCGCUGGAGAAUGUCACAAGAGGACCAGAGCUACUUGGUUCAUCCCUGCCUCCACCCCUUCCCAUCUCCUGAACGCAUAGCCCUGAGGAUCUAGGGCUCUGAACCUCAUGCUUUUUUCUACAAGCCCAAUCCCUCCUGCCCUGGGGUUCCUGGGUUCCCCCUGGGGUUCCUCUGGGAACACAGAGCUUCCCAGAGCAGUGCAGGGCAGACCCACCUGAGCAGAGACCCAAUGGGGCAUGAGUGGCCUGUAGCUAAGAGCAGAUACUCAGCCCCUCCUCUUCAGGCCUCCCUUCACCUCUACCCAGGAAUUGUUGUUUUAAAAAAAAAAUCUGCCUUCAACUCUACAGGAAAGACAAGCAUUUCAAGAUAGAAAGACCUGGGAUCAGCCACCUGCAACUGUGAUGCCUAACAACAGCUUUGCUCCACGGAACCUCCUACUCUGUCUGUCAUGGCCAGCAGGUUCUUAGUGGAGUUUUCAGCUCAAAAGAUCAUGUGGUUAACUGGCCUUUUAUUCCCCCAGAAUAAGUCUCAGGCAAGGCAUGUCUAGUAAAGGAGUAGAUGUACUUGGUGAAAUGGACAGUAAUAAACAAAUGCUCUUCUAACAGCUACCUGAAUCCUAUGAAAUAUAUUUGACAAGCCAAACUUCUGGGAGGUAGAAAAUCUGGAGAACCCUCAUUUCCUGGGAUGAACUUCUCAAGGGAUAUUUUAAGUUGAUUGGGGAAAUUAGCAGCAUUUCACUUUACUGCAAAUCUUUGCCACCCAUGACUGAUUUGUCGUUUAUACCUUUCAAGCAGUUGUUUGGGGAUGUGUGAGAAUCCACGUAUUAUACAAGCACAACUGGGUUUGCACUAAAGAAUUGUCAUUGUAAUAACACUAUUUGGUAGCCUACCUUCAUAUGUGUGUUCUUAAUUGCACAAAAAGUCAAUAAUUUGUCACAUUGGGGUUCUGAAUGUUUGCUUUAAGUGUUGGCUAUUUCUAUGUUUUAUAAACCAAAACUGAAUUUCCAAAAACAAUGAAGGAAACCAAAAUAAAUAUUUCUGCAUUUCA